CCUGUGUGGUGUUUGUAGACUGGCGCGCGUGGUCGGCGUGACUCCCCUUCCUGCGGACUUGCUCCCGCGUUUCCGGGACAGAGGGCAGCUCCGAGUCUUGAUGGUGGGCUUUGGAGCGCCCGGGUAAUUUGAAAUCAAGUGCUUUUCAGGUCUAUUUGAACACAGGAUCCAAGAAUACUUGGAGAGAAAUCUGUCCUAGAGGAUCUCUACCAACCAUAAAAAUGAGUCCUGCAGAUCCACUUGAUGAUGAAAAUACAUUUAAAAUCUUAGUUGCUACAGAUAUUCAUCUUGGAUUUAUGGAGAAAGAUGCAGUGAGAGGACAUGAUACAUUUGUCACAUUUGACGAAAUAUUAAGACUUGCUCAGGAAAAUGAAGUGGAUUUCAUUUUGUUAGGUGGUGAUCUUUUUCAUGAAAAUAAGCCCUCAAGAAAAACAUUGCAUACCUGCCUUGAGUUACUAAGAAAAUAUUGUAUGGGUGAUCGUCCUGUGCAGUUUGAGAUAAUCAGUGAUCAGUCAGUCAACUUUGGUUUUAGUAAGUUUCCAUGGGUGAACUACCAAGAUGGCAAUCUCAACAUUUCAAUUCCAGUGUUUAGCAUUCAUGGGAAUCAUGAUGAUCCCACAGGGGCAGAUGCACUCUGUGCUUUGGAUAUUUUAAGUUGUGCUGGAUUUGUAAACCACUUUGGACGUUCAAUGUCUGUGGAGAAGAUAGACAUUAACCCAGUUUUACUUCAGAAAGGAAACACAAAAAUUGCUCUAUAUGGUUUAGGAUCCAUUCCAGAUGAAAGGCUCUAUCGAAUGUUUGUCAACAAAAAAGUGACAAUGCUGAGACCAAAAGAAGAUGAGAAUUCUUGGUUUAACUUAUUUGUGAUUCAUCAGAACAGGAGUAAACAUGGAAGUACUAACUUCAUUCCAGAACAGUUUUUGGAUGACUUCAUUGAUCUCAUCAUCUGGGGCCAUGAACACGAGUGCAAAAUAGCUCCAACCAAAAACGAGCAACAGCUGUUUUACAUAUCACAGCCUGGAAGCUCGGUGGUUACUUCUCUUUCUCCAGGAGAAGCUGUAAAGAAACAUGUUGGUUUGCUGCGUAUUAAAGGGAGGAAAAUGAAUAUGCAAAAGAUUCCUCUUCACACAGUGCGGCAAUUUUUUAUGGAGGAUAUUGUUCUUGCUAAUCAUCCUGACAUUUUUAGCCCAGAUAAUCCUAAAGUAACUCAAGCCAUACAAAGCUUCUGUUUGGAGAAGAUUGAAGAAAUGCUUGAAAGUGCUGAACGGGAACGGUUAGGAAUUUCUCAACAGCCAGAAAAGCCUCUUAUACGACUGCGAGUGGACUAUACUGGAGGAUUUGAACCUUUCAAUGUUCUUCGCUUUAGCCAGAAAUUUGUGGAUCGGGUAGCUAAUCCAAAAGAUAUUAUCCAUUUUUUCAGGCAUAGAGAACAAAAGGAAAAAACAGGAGAAGAGAUCAACUUUGGAAAAUUUAUCACAAAACCUUUAGAAGGAACAACACUUAGGGUAGAAGACCUUGUAAAACAGUAUUUUCAAACAGCAGAGAAGAAUGUUCAGCUCUCAUUACUAACAGAAAGAGGAAUGGGAGAGGCAGUACAAGAAUUUGUAGACAAAGAAGAAAAAGAUGCCAUUGAAGAGCUGGUGAAAUACCAAUUGGAAAAAACACAACGAUUUCUUAAAGAGCGUCAUAUUGAUGCAGUAGAGGAUAAAAUUGACGAAGAAGUACGUCGUUUCAGAGAAAGCAGACAAAAAAAUAGUAAUGAAGAGGAUGAUGAAGUUCGAGAGGCAAUGAAUAGAGCCCGAGCGCUUAGAUCUCAGUCAGAAGAUCUCGUUUCUGCCUUUUCUACUGAUGACCUCAUGAGUACAGAUUUAGCAGAACAGACGGCAAAUGACUCUGAUGACAGUAUCUCACCAGCAUCCAACAGAGGAAGAGGCCGAGGCAGAGGACGAAGAGGAGGCAGAGGGCAGAAUUCAGCGUCAAGAGGAGGGACUCAGAGAGGCAGAGGCACUGGUCUGGAUAUUUCUACUCAAAGCAGGAGUUCAAAGGCCACUGGACCAAAACUUAGGAAUAUGUCUAUUGUGGACGCUUUCAAAUCUACAAGACAGCAGCCCUCUCGAAAUGUUGCUACUAAAAGUUAUUCAGAGAUGAUUGAAGUGGAUGAAUCUGAUGAGGAAGAAGACGCGCUUCCUACCACAGCAGCAGAUCGGAGGUACUCAGGGGCUCAUCAUCCAGCAAGCGCAUGUCCCAGAGCCAGAUGACUAAAGGAGUCAAUUUUGAAUCAGAUGAGGUAAUAAAGAUGAUGAUGAUGAUCCUUUUAUGAAUAUCAGUUCAUUAAGAAGAAACAGAAGAUGAUAUAUUGAAUGAAAGUCAGACAUUUUCAAGAUACAGAAAAAAGUAAAACAUUGCAAGAUGAGUUUACAGUUGGAGAUGUUUUAAAUAUUGCUGUUUACUUGAAGAAUUUGCAAAAGAGUAAGCAGAGAACCUAAUGUAGAAGAGUUUAUAUUUUCAAAUACAAUUUCCUGAACAUGAUUCCAUUACUUACGUAUUUCCUAGUUUAAGGACAUAAAACCAAUAUUGGCUCUCCUUUAUUUUAUUUUACUGUCU
Molecule: messenger RNA, 2604 nt
Organism: Perognathus longimembris pacificus (Pacific pocket mouse)
Lineage: Eukaryota; Metazoa; Chordata; Mammalia; Rodentia; Heteromyidae
Gene: Mre11
Product: MRE11 homolog, double strand break repair nuclease
Exons: 20
Coding region: 222-2258 (678 amino acids)
Biological process (GO): telomere maintenance; double-strand break repair via nonhomologous end joining; mitotic G2 DNA damage checkpoint signaling
Cellular component (GO): Mre11 complex; nucleus
Molecular function (GO): 3'-5'-DNA exonuclease activity; DNA endonuclease activity; manganese ion binding
Source: RefSeq, a predicted model, not a curated record